AUGGCAGCCAACGACAGCCUACUCCUGACGAACGUGGGUGACGAGGACAUGGACUGGGUCAUCGACGUUAUCGACACCAACGAGACCUUUGGAAAAGAUCCCUUCUACCGAGCAGAGGUGGUGCGCACCCACACCGACCUGGCGCAAGAUGUCCAGGGCGAGAGCUGGGAUCACCUCACACUUUUCAACGGCACGGUCGAGCUCGAUGACGUGGUGCAGAGUGUGCCGCUGCCCUUCGACUUCCCACACUACCUGGAGUUCUCGGACAGAAUUUUUGUAACGUCCAAUGGCCACUUCGCUGCAAAAGUGUGA
Symbiodinium sp. CCMP2592 is the source of this 312-nucleotide messenger RNA. The record is from the annotation of a GenBank genome assembly. NCBI's taxonomy places the organism in Eukaryota, Dinophyceae, Suessiales, Symbiodiniaceae.